CGAGUUGUAAGAUAACCCUUUACAGUUAGGUGAAGUUUUUUAGAAAAUAGAUAAAAAGAUGGCGCUUUAAAAAUCUCGACAACUGUACUCAACAAACGUGAAUAUCAAAGUGAAUAGACUCUCACUACAAAGCCAUCAUGGAGGACGAUGACUUGGACAGUUUUGUGGAGGCAGUGACCACCUACCGGUGUAAAUUCUGUGCCUUCACAGCGACAGAUACCAAGGAAGUCAGUCAGCAUGUUCGUGCUCUUCACAUCCCUGUCAAGAAGAUACUUCCUGAUGGUACACAUACAGCAGGGAGUAUAGCCUCAAAUGAUUUGCCUUUAGAAACAAUGCAGAAUGAAGUAAAUCAUUCCACGGCUAAAACUUUUCAUGAAACAAACAAUCUUAAUAGUCAAGUUGAAACAUUAGAUGUUCCUUGUAAUGGCCAAAUACUGUCUUUACUCAACAGUAAAAAUAAAGAUAGCGUUUGUACCAAAAGUGAUACAAAGGAAUCUGCAGCUUAUGUAUCUAUCGCUUCUGGCACGGCUGCAUUGAGUGAUUCAUGUGAAAUUCUGCCCUCAGUGGACAAUUAUAGUGCUGCCAUUGAAAACGAACACAAUGCCAAUAAUCAGCUUAUUACAGAAAGUGACGCAAGCCAAAUGAUAGUGGAGAACUGUGGAAAUGUUGACGUAAGCUCAAACAGAUUGGUGCAUGUACUUGUAACAAACCAACAAGAUUUGCAGAAUUCUGAAGUGGGCAAUACCUUGGAUUCCUCAACUCAGGCAGAUCCUUGCAAGUACAUUGAAGAAGAUCCCAUGUAUCAUUUCACUUCGAGUCGCUCACAGCAUGUCACAAAUGUGAAGCAUACCGUUGCAAAUGAAGUGGAUCCAUUAACAAAGGAACUCUACCUAUGUGGGACCUGCAGUGAGGGCUUUACGUCCAUCAAUGACUGCAAGCUUCACAUGACCAACAUUCAUGGAGUUACCGAGUUCCAGAUGGGAAACCUUCCGAGGAAAGUCGACACCGGAACGCAAAUGGAACACAAGAAACGGGGCCGUAAGAAAAAAUCUGAGUGCAUUCCAAAAGUGGAGCCAAUCGAUGCUGAUGAAAAUGCGGACAUUGAAAGUGUGGACAUGCCACUCUCAGGAUCUGACGAGGACUGGAUAGAAAGUCUGCAGACAUACAGCACUCGUAGCAGACGGAAAAGGCGACCACCUCCCGCACUGAAGAGCGACUACUACCUGGGACGCACCAAGAAGAAGGAAAAGAAGGAGGAGACACCGUCUGAUGUAAAGCCAAUUACAGGCUAUAGGUGUGAUGAGAAGAACUGUGGAGCGAAGUUUGCAGAGGAGACCUUGCUGGAGAAACAUCAGGAAUACCAUGUGAAGGAUCCUACACCAGGUGCAAAUCACUUCAAGUGCACAUCAUGUGACCAAACAUUUGCGGUCUGGAAAGCAGUGAAGAUUCACGCAUGGAAAUCCCACAAUGAAGACCUGGGUCUCUUCAAAUGCCAUUACUGCAGUUUCAGGACUGAUGCCUCGAGCAAAUUGAGGAUUCACAUGGAAAUUCAUGGCACUGACCGUCCGUAUGUCUGCGCGAAGUGUGACAAAGGAUUCAAGCAGUUUGCCCAGCUUAAGAAUCAUGAACAGACUCACCUGGAGAGGGAAAAGGUGCAACAUAACAUUGACGAUUCGCGUCGGAUAUGUGACGUGUGUAGCAGAGUGUUUGCCAGCCAGAAGUGCAUGAGGAUCCAUAGGGAGGCGGUCCAUAGCGGCCACAAACCAUUCAAGUGCAGCUUCUGUGAACAUACGUGUGCUAGGAAGGCUAUGCUCAUUCUUCACCAGCGAACACACACAGGGGAAAAACCAUUUAAAUGUAAUGUGUGCCACUACACGUGCAGCGACCACAACUCCCUACGGCGACACCGGAUGCGCCACACAGGCCUCAAGCCCUACAAGUGCCCCCACUGUCCCUACGCCUGCAUUCAGGCCAUCUCACUCAAGGUGCACAUCAAGAACAAGCACCCAGAUCUUGGUGGCAUUUUCUGCUGUAGUCUGUGCCUCUACAGAACCGUGAACGGUCAACAAUAUCAGAACCACCUUCUUGAUCACAAGAAUGGCCUUCUGCCUAUUGACGCAGAUUAUGUCGGUGCAAUCGAGCCCCCUCUCUCACACAGCGGUCUCACCCUCCAGCCCCGAAGGUCGCGGGCCAGUUAUGGCAGGCCGGUGGUGAAAACUAGUUUCUCAAGCACCAAGUUACCUGGGCAGGAAAACAUCUUGGGUUUUGUGCAGCACACAAAUACGGUCUCCGGCGGUCAGCAUGUGCUACAUAUUCCUGUGUCCGCCACUAGCGGAGAAGAACACCUGGCUCAGCUGCAAAUACAGCUCAAUGAAAACAGCGAGGCUUUGAUUUCUGCUGAAGAGUAUGAAAAGAUUGUUGACUAUGAAGGCUCGGAAUCUCAGUCAGAAAUAAACGCCACCAAUCUGAUCUACUCCGCGCUGUCUGCUAUUUCGAUGCAAUCCAAUGAUCAGAUGGAUCUUGGCAUGGAACCGCAUGAUCUUGUCUCGAAAAUUCAAAAUGGCGAUAUUCAGACAUCCAUAGAAACCAAUUUUAAUAAGGAUGGUGUAACGACGCACACGAUAACAUUCCGUCUGCCUGACGGUGGGGAACUGCUUGGUGGGGUGACGCUACAGGAGAGUUCAGAAGAGAAGGAGGCUGUGGAUGUACUGGAAGCGAAUACUUCAGGGAGUGAAUGGCAGAUUGUUAAUGACCAAACUAGUAUUGAAUUCAUUGAUGCAGGCUCGUGAUAAAACCUUCUUUGUAAUAUUUGUAAUUAAAUUGUUAUUGUUUAACUUAAA
Messenger RNA from Dreissena polymorpha, 2840 nucleotides. Its product is annotated as zinc finger protein 26-like. Gene Ontology annotation, cellular component: nucleus. Bases 138 to 2789 code for a protein of 883 amino acids. The transcript has 9 exons. The record is from RefSeq and is a predicted model, not a curated record. NCBI's taxonomy places the organism in Eukaryota, Metazoa, Mollusca, Bivalvia, Myida, Dreissenidae.